Culicoides brevitarsis is the source of this 2458-nucleotide messenger RNA. It is a transcript of the gene dlp, whose product is annotated as glypican-4. Gene Ontology annotation, biological process: regulation of signal transduction; regulation of protein localization to membrane; cell migration. Gene Ontology annotation, cellular component: plasma membrane; cell surface; extracellular region. NCBI's taxonomy places the organism in Eukaryota, Metazoa, Arthropoda, Insecta, Diptera, Ceratopogonidae. The coding region runs from base 323 to 2161 and encodes 612 amino acids. The record is from RefSeq and is a predicted model, not a curated record. The transcript has 8 exons.
AAAUUUAAAUUUUUAUAGUGAAAUGCAUUUGUAGUUUUUUUUUAUUUGUUUUAUUUUAAAUUGUUUAUGUUUAGCCGGUUUACAUAAUAUUGUGCAUAAUGCUAAAUGAUAUAUCAUUUAAAUCGAUUUUAAAAUAACAUUUAUUAUAAAAUUAAGUAAACUUAAAGCAAUGGCCGUCAUAAAAAGAAACAAGUUAUAUCUGAGUUAAAACUCUUAGUUUCAAAAUAGAAUAAUAAAAAGAAAAUAAAAUGGACUUGAUAGAUUUUAAUUAAAUGCGACUUAUUGUACUUAUAAUAAAUUCUGAGUUCUUUUAUUAAACAAAAUGAUCGUUUUCUAUAACACUAAAUUUUUGACUUGGUCAUUAGUGUUUGCAGUGCAAAUAAUAUACAGUUCUUGUGUCACCGAAAAUUCAACUCUACAUAAGUGUGAAUCAGUCCAAAAUAUUUUAAAAUCUCGAGGAAUAUAUUUUGAUACAAAUGAGAAAACAACAAAUGGAAAAUACUGUCUGUUCGAACAACCAAUCAAAUGUUGCUCUGAAAGUUUAGAGAAUAAACUUGUCAACGUAGCAAAGAGUCAGUUAGAAAGAAACUCUAAAGAGUUGAUACAAAAGCUUACGGUCAUACUCAAAAUUAGAGCACAGAAGUUUAAUGAACAUUUUAAAGAGCUGUUAAAUCAGUCCAAAAGAGAGUUUCAUGAUAUGUUUAAGAGAACCUACGGCAUUAUUUACGAACAAAAUUCUCAUGUAUUUUCUGAUUUAUUCAAAGAACUAGAAGGUUAUUACACACGAGGAAAGGUUGAUUUAAUGGAAGCCAUGGAUUCUUUCUUUAAUGUGCUUUAUCAAAAAAUGUUUACAGUCAUUAAUAUGCAAUAUCAAUUUGACGACAAAUAUUUAGGUUGCGUUGGAGAGCACAUGAAGACUUUAAGACCAUUCGGUGAUGUACCUGAUAAGUUAUCUGUUAUUUUAAAACGAUCAUUUGUUGCUACCCGGACAUACGCACAAGCGUUGAACACAGCAGCGGAAAUUACAAAAUAUUUGGAAAACGUCCGUUUAACACCUGCUUGUAUUCGAGAAGUAGCGAUGAUGCAUGUUUGUGGUCUUUGCAGUGGAAAUAUAAGAAAACCCUGUUCGUUGUAUUGUCAUAGUGUGAUGAAAAGUUGUUUUCAGAGACUUUUUAACGACCUAAAUUUUGAAUGGGAUAACUUUGUAUCUGCUAUGGAAAAAUUAUCAGAACGUCUUCUUGGACCUUUUAAUAUUGUAAUGGUCGUCGAACCAAUAAAUAUAAAAAUAUCCGAAGCUAUUAUGAAUUUCCAAGAUUCAGGUCAAGAUAUAACAAACAAAAUAUUUCAAGAAUGUGGGAAACCUAAAUUUCAAAGUUCUAUCAAUAGAAUUCGCCGAGCAUCAAAACCAGGGUACAGUCAUUAUGAUGCUCUUGAAAACAAUGGAAACAAGAAAAAAAGAAAAAACAAGAGCAGACAACCAAUCGAGAAAAACUAUCAGAAAGAAAACCGAGAACCAACUAUAGAUAAAUUGAUUAGAGAUAUACGGCAAAAAGUAAAAGAUUCUAAAAGCUUUUGGUUUAAUUUGCCUUAUCAGAUGUGUAAUAGUGAUAAUUUUAUUGUAAACUCAAACAUAGAGAAUGACUGUUGGACUGCAAAAGAUGAAAGUCAUUUAAGCUUGGAAGAAGAACUGAAAACUACAAAAACAACUGACGUACAUCAAUCUACCUCUUUAAAAUACAUAAAUUUAAUAUCAACACAACUAUAUAAAUUACGUGCAGUAAACACGCAUUUGAGAAAUGCAUUUAAUGGAAUGGAUGUGGAAUGGAGUGAUCAAGAUGAUUCAAUUUAUGAUAGUGGAUCUGGAUCUGAUACAGAAAGCGAUGAGAAGGAAGAAUAUGGAUCUGGUAAUGGUAUUACUGAAAUUGAUAAAAAUCGUAAAGUACAAACAAAUAUCGAAGAUGUCACUGAAGACUACACAAAAGAAACAACAUUGGGCCAAGAAACCAUUCAAGCAAAUUCUAUUAGACCGACAUACAGUAGUACAGAUCCCACCCCCAGCUCUGUUCCAUCUUCCAAUAUGAGUCCUUUAAAAGCGGUUGUAGUUUAUUUAAUGCCAAUAUUUAUUGCAUGGUUUGGAGGACUUUUCUCAAAUUUACUGUGAUCAUUAAAAAUAAUGCAUAUUUUUAUAUUGUAAUAUACAUACCUAUUUACUAUUAAGAUCAUAAAUGUAAUUUAAUCAAGAUUUUUUUAAGUAAGUAACUAAUAUUUGCUUAUGCUCUCGACUUACCAGUAAGUACUUAAAAGAAAAAAAAAGAUUAGGAUCGAAAAGUGGUAUAUAGAAAAGCCAUCAAAAUAAUUUUAUCAUUAUGUUUUAAGACUUUAAGCAUUAGAAAUAAAAUGACAACAUUAAUGUUGUUUUGAAUCAUUGUGUAUUCUUUGAGCCUAAGAGCACAGAGAA